GGCCCGUCUCCGUCCAACCAUGGCCCGGCCACUGAACAUGGAUGCCUUACAGCAGAACUUCUGGAAAGAGGAGUACAACAAGGAGCUAAUGCUGCGUUUCGGCUGGCACCAGAAGUACGGGGCCCUCGUCAAGGCCAAGCAGGAGCGCCAGCGGGAGCGGCGCAAGAAGGCCGUGGAGACGACCCUCAAGCUCCCCUCCAUGAAGCCCCCGUUGCUCCAGAAGCCCAAGAGUCCUCCCCCCUCUCCGCCUCCUCCUCCGAAGCCACCCAAGGAAGACGAGCUGUUGGGGAUUGAUGUGCGGGUGCUGGAGGCCGAGAUGAAGCCAGCCUUUCGGGAGGUGCGCGCCCUGCUGUACCAGGGCACCUCCCACGAGGACGAGGGGCGCUAUCGCUACCUGCAGACUCGGGCGCUCCUCCGGCCGGAGGACAAGUACACCUUGCCCAUCACCACCAACUUCAACUACGGCUGGCAGAUGGGAAACAUGGCCCACACCUACGUGGCCCCCACACCCAAGUGCCGCAUCGACAGCUUCUUCCGCAAGAACGGGGCCUUCUCUCUGUUGCACCCACGGGACGUGGCCCUCUGAGCAAGGCGUUCCUCUUGUGGCCGUGGCUGCAAACAGGAUCCUACUGCCCUACCUUUUGAAAUUCUGGCUUCCUGUUGUGACCUUUAACCUUUAAAAACCUUUAAUGGCAUAAUUAAGAAAGACACUGUUAUAAAUACAAUUACCAAUGGAGUUAAGGUAGUUUGCUAAUAACAGAACACCAAAAGUUAGCCGGCGCUUCCAAUACUUCCGCAGUUUCAUGAUCUGAUAGUUACCAUAAUGGGUGAAUCCCAGAGGUG
Sphaerodactylus townsendi is the source of this 843-nucleotide messenger RNA. RefSeq names its product ATP6V1F neighbor (gene SPMIP1). The record is from RefSeq and is a predicted model, not a curated record. The transcript has 2 exons. Bases 20 to 586 code for a protein of 188 amino acids. Lineage: Eukaryota; Metazoa; Chordata; Lepidosauria; Squamata; Sphaerodactylidae.